CAAUAUCUGUAAAGCACCUCCUUCCGUCGCCUUAAGUCUGCUUGAUAACCUCACCUCCUCAAACCACCAGUUACUCUCUCACUGGAGAGAAAACACCGACGGUUCCAGCUAUCACAUCGGAGGAUUUGCGCGAGCAGUAGACGGUUUCACAGAUGUACAGUUCUGUUAGGCAAAACAGGAUGAAGCCAUUAUGGAACAAAUAAAACUGGCUUUGGGGGAAACAAUCUCAUAUUGGAAAAUUCUUCUUUACCACCACGCUGGAGUUUAAUUGCUAGCCCCAGCAAGACUUUCUCACAUUAGCCAACACACUUUUAAAGAGCAACUACAGAAAACCGAAAACAAAUAAAAAUCUGUUUGCUUGUAGCUAACUAAUAGCAAUGGAAAGGUCUCAUCCGAACAACAGCUCUAAGGCUUGGUUAUUAGAAGAUUCACUCUGGGACCAGGAAGAGUGUCCAACAUCCCUCAGCAGUACAACUUUCCUCAUCAUUGCUUACAGCGCAAUGCUAGCUGUGGGCUUAGUGGGCAACACUUGCCUAGUCUUAGUAAUCACACGACAGAAAGAGAUGCGUAACGUGACCAACAUUUUCAUCGUAAACCUCUCGUGCGCCGACAUCCUUGUUUGCCUGGUGUGUUUGCCAGUCACCAUUAUCUACACUCUUAUGGAUCGAUGGAUUUUGGGUGAAACUUUGUGCAAGGCGACGCCAUUUGUCCAGUGUAUGUCUGUGACGGUUUCAAUCUUCUCAAUGGUUCUCAUCGCCCUGGAGAGACACCAACUCAUCAUUCACCCCACUGGAUGGAAGCCCGUCGUCCGACACUCUUAUCUGGCUGUAGCGCUUAUCUGGAUUAUAGCGAUUUUUAUCUCCCUUCCCUUCCUUUCGUUUCAAGUCCUCACAAUCUCGCCCCUGCACAACCUCAGUCCUCAGUUCAACCCCUUCAGUGAUCAGUUUAUCUGUAUCGAGCAGUGGCCGUCUGGCGGUUAUAGGCUAGUUUAUACUACGUCGCUACUGCUUUUCCAGUACUGUCUACCGUUAGCGCUCAUUCUAGUGUGCUACGUCCGAAUAUUCCUGCGCCUCAGUCACCGCAAAGACAUGGUUGAGAGAGCUCGAGGUGAACGGCACAAAAAGGCCAAAGGCUCAAAGCGAGUCAACGCCAUGCUAGCCUCAAUCGUAGCAGCGUUCACGCUGUGUUGGUUGCCACUAAAUUUGUUCAAUACAGUUUUCGACUGGAACCACGAGGCAAUGCCAAUGUGCCUGCAUGACACUAUUUUCUCAGCUUGCCACCUCACUGCCAUGGCGUCAACAUGCGUUAACCCUGUGAUCUAUGGGUUCCUGAACAAUAACUUCCAGAAGGAACUGAAAUCGCUGCUUUAUGGAUGCCGUUGCUGGGGACCGUCUGAGAGUUACGAGAGCUUCUCGCUGUCCACUGUCAGCACGGACGUUACAAAGGCGUCCGUCCUGAGUACCGGCUCAGUCUGCAUCAGUGCCUAUCAGCCACACAAGAAAAACAGUUUCGAACAGAAAGACAUUGUUUAAACAGUGUCCAGUGUCUUGAGAUUUGUUAAAAUUUCACUUAGCAUUUAAAAUCACUGGAUAACACUACCAAAAUCCUGUUUUUGCAUUAUGUUGAUUUGUCACAAGAUGUUCUGAAAUUCUUCAACACAUCAAGAAAAGGUUUAUUCUAGCUGGGCUUAAAAACAAUUUUCAGUAAAUGUUUUAACCACUGCAUUCUUAAAAAUGAAGGUGCGUCAAGAAACAAAUGGUUCUUAUAAGAACCUCUGAGUGAAUGGUUCUUUGGGAAUCCAAAGAUGGUUCUUUUAUAAUAGGGUCUUUCACAUCGGAUGAUUUUUUUCAUAGUUAACUAUUGGUGCAACUAAUCCAGAAAAAAGAACCUACCAGUGAUACAAGUGUAUGUUGACUGGCUAAACGCAUGCCACACAACAUUAUUUUGAAGAGUUACAAGACAUAAAUGUACAAAAAGCUGAUGUUAUCUGCAUUUACCUGUCGUCUUUGCGGCCUCUGUGAUACGUAACACUUCAAACUAUCAUUGGAGAUUUUGGCUCUGAGUCCUUCUUAUUUCUAGUUUCGAUAACUUCGUUCCUGUAACAACCCGGUGUGAAAGCUGCCUACACUUUUUUUUAUGAGUGUGCAUAAAUGGAGACUGAUUGACUUUGUUAAAUUUAACAUGUUGGUCUAUAGAGAUCUCUAUAUUGAUGUUCUGAAUGCAAUUUACCCUAUUCUUUCUGGGAUAUGCUAAAACAUGUAAUAACAAAAUGAACAGAGUCCUCUUAUUGUUAUCAUGGUUCAGAUAAAGGCAUGUGUAAAAAUAAUUAAUUUAGUAAUGAAUCAAUGUCCACAAAAAUGUACUUUUGUUGUACAUUAAAGUACGGCAGAACAAGCAUUGUGUGUAUAAUAUGUAGAUUUAUAAUAUGGUUACUGUACAUUAAAAAUUGUAGUUACCAGUAUCUGGACUGUAUACGCAUUAGAUUCUGUCAUUGACUGUGAUCAGAAUGUCUGCAUUUUAAACUAAUAAGUAUGCUACAACAUACACAUUUUGUUGAUUUGUUGAUUUGUUUUUAGUGUGAUUUGUUCAGAACAUCAAUUUAUAGAAACAGUAUUUUAACACUUUAUUUGGCAGGUAUUCAAGUUAAUAACAUAUUUAAACUACAUUCUGAAUUCACACUGUCACAUGACUGUGGUUUCAAUCAUAAACAUUGUGCAUGUUAUAAGUAGUAUUUGUAAUAUAUGUAUAUUUAAGUGUGUGGUCAAAGCAUCAUGAUAUCACUACUGAUAAGUAUAUUAACAUUGAAGCACCCUACAGAUAUCUAUUAACAAAAAGUAUGAAAUAUUCAUGUUAUUUGAAGUUAUGAUCUAGUAUCCUGGUCACAGUUGUAGUAUUUACUAUAUAGAAGUAAAUUGACACUUAGCGUGCACUACUGCUACAUUAAUCAUUAUUGUUAUGAAUUAUGCUAUUCUUAUUUUUUUUCUAUAAAAAUUCUGAUGGUUAUCAAUCAAAUUAGGAAUACAUUUUUAUUCGCAUUUGAAACAAUGUAAACAAAUAAAUCAGGCAAUUCAAUGGCACAAAAAAGUGAUUUUCCCGCAGUUGUGGUCUUUACCGGUCUUGAGAUGCAACCCCUUGUCCUCUUCAUUUAAAACCAAGACAAAAUUGAGCAAAAAUGCAAUCAAGAGUGAGAUGGGGGAAAAAAAUGAAAGACCUUGAGAUGUGUUGCUUUGCUGAAAUGCACCACAUUGAUUUUAGGGUCUGAAUUAGUCUGGCUUUAAAUAGACAUUUAUGCAAAACUAGGAUGAAUGUUCCAAACAGGUUGGAGUUUCUACAGAAUAAAAGGCAUGAACAUGUUGCCUUAAAACAUUGCUACCAUGAAAAGCUCUUACGCAUUUACAACGACGUUUAUGGCGUUAUGGUAAGUUUCAAGCUCCAACUCAUUAGUUCCCUUUCUGUCGGUCUCUCGACGUUGUGUCGAACUGACAGAUUGGGAUUUGUCUUGAGAACCUAUCAUCUUCUGAGUAUUUUGAAAAGGACUCCUCCCCGGAUGUCCGGGUAUAAAAGGAAGCCGGCGUGCUCAUUCAUUCACCUUUUGUUCUUCAGAGCUUACGCAUCUGAUGAGCUACACAGCGAUCUUUGGUGAUCAACAUUCUGCUGGAAUUUACGACGUGGUGCAGCGGAUGGUCCCUUCCUGCAGUGACUCUCCCCUGGGCGUCUCGGCAGUUCCGGAAGUGUCUGAGCAAAUUUCCUUUCUAAAAGAGAAAAUUUCUCCAGCGUGGCAUGGCCCGCUGUUCUCGUGGGUGCAACGCGCUCAUUGAGGAAGGAGACGGACACGAUGUCUGCCUCAGGUGUUUGGGUCUCCGGCACGCUGAGGCAGCCUUUGUGGAUACGUCCUGCCCGUCCUGCUCUAUCUCGGGCGACUAAGGUGACGGCGCGGGCCCUGGGUCGGCGAUGUCCACCAUGGUGGUCCAAGAGAGGCACCUCUGGCUCAACCUUGCGCAGAUGCGGGACGCCGAGAAGGUUCGCUUUCUUGACACCCCAUCUCGCAGGGUGGGCUGUUUGAUGACACCGUCGAAGAUUUCUCCCAGCAGUUCUCGAUGGUGAAGAAGCAGACGGAGGACAUCAAACACAUCUUUCCCAGCCGCGACUCGGCCGCCUUCAGGCCUUCGAGAUCCCGAGCGGCGUCUGCUUCCCAGCAUCCCCGGCCCUCUUCGACACCGGCUCCGGCUCCAGCACCCCCUACCCAGGCAGCCUCCCGGAAAAGGACGUCGAAGAGGAAACCGCCUCCCCGUCAGCAGCCGUCGCGGAAGCAGAAGCGGCCCUGACGGGGAGACCCCAGGGAGAUCGAGGCUACCAUCGGGCCCGACCCCAGCCACUCCACUGCUGGGGGGUCGGAUAGGGACGGUUCCUGCCCCGUCUCACCAGCUGCUGGCCCCCCCGGUGCCCA
Triplophysa rosa is the source of this 4447-nucleotide messenger RNA. RefSeq names its product neuropeptide Y receptor Y8b (gene npy8br). The transcript is spliced from 2 exons. Gene Ontology annotation, molecular function: neuropeptide binding; neuropeptide Y receptor activity. Lineage: Eukaryota; Metazoa; Chordata; Actinopteri; Cypriniformes; Nemacheilidae. Gene Ontology annotation, cellular component: neuron projection; plasma membrane. Gene Ontology annotation, biological process: G protein-coupled receptor signaling pathway. The record is from RefSeq and is a predicted model, not a curated record. The coding region runs from base 378 to 1532 and encodes 384 amino acids.